CUGUCUAGAGAUCAAAUUAUUACUGUAGAGAAGAUUUUUUAGUUUUUCUGUUUCAUUAAGAGAUUAUUAUAAAGCAAUAAGCAUGCAGGAAGAGAAGCAGACGUUUUACAUUGAGGAUUAAUGAAAGCAUGUCUGCUUGCUUUUGGGGGGUGGGAAGUGGAGGGUGGUUGCUUAAAAUCUUACACCACCCUCACAAAAAAAACUCUUCGGAAAUCGUAAAAUAAGGAAAUGCAUGAUUCUAGAGGCAUCCCUAAGCACCCAGGUAUCAGACUAUAUGUGGUGUUUGUGAUAUCAUCGGACGGUUUGGACUGGUCUAACCUGCAAAUUCAAAGGUCAGCAGAGGAAAUCAUUUAAGAAGAAUUCCAAAAGAAGCUUCCAAUGCUUUGAACUACCCUAAGAGAGAAAGGAAGAAAAUGUUCCGGGAAGGCGAGGGUUCCGGGAAGCUGGGGAAGGGGCGGGCGUCCUGGGCACGGCGGCUUCCUUGUGCGCUGCCCUAAGGGAAGAGGAUGGGCCUGAGGUCCUGAAUGAGCCUUUCCAAGCCCCCACUUAAAAUGCGGGGAGGGAAAAGUUCAGAAGCAGCCACAAGGUGACAAAAGCCUAAUUCUGUCAGUUGAACUGGACAGGGCAGUCAACAAACCCAGCUAGCUCUGGAGACGCAAACGGGCUCCCGGGGCACCACAGAGGCUGAGGCAGCCCCUGCUGCCGCCCUCGCCACCGCGUCGCCGCCGCCGCCGCCGCGAACCCUGCGUUACUGGGGGAGACAGUGCCGCUGCGACAGGGGAGGACGCGGCUGGAGCUCAAGGAGGCUCCAGCGCGCAGGCGCCGCCGAGCCCUGCCUGGAUGCUCAGUCAAGGCACUAAGGCAAAAAAAAAAAAAAAAAAAAAAAAAUCAGCAAUUUAUAGAAAGAAGAAGCUAUAGUCUGUCGGGAUAUCCAACACCAACAGAUAUUCUGAUGGCAAAUCAAAUGGAAGAAAAGAGGAAGCAUGACUGCAGAUCGGAUCAAUUCUCAUUGUGGAUUACAUUUUCAGUAAAAUGUAUGGAUCUAUCUUUUCCUUGUUCUUAUAUCUAGAUCAUGAGACUUAACUGAGGCUGUAUCUUUAUCCUCCAUCCAUCUAUGGCGAACUAUAGCCAUGCAGCUGACAACAUUUUGCAAAAUCUCUCGCCUCUAACAGCCUUUCUGAAACUGACUUCCUUGGGUUUCAUAAUAGGAGUCAGCGUGGUGGGCAACCUUCUGAUCUCCAUUUUGCUAGUGAAAGAUAAGACCUUGCAUAGAGCACCUUACUACUUUCUGCUGGAUCUUUGCUGUUCAGAUAUCCUCAGAUCUGCAAUUUGUUUUCCAUUUGUAUUCAACUCUGUCAAAAAUGGCUCCACCUGGACUUACGGGACUCUGACUUGCAAAGUGAUUGCCUUUCUGGGGGUUUUGUCCUGUUUCCACACUGCUUUCAUGCUCUUCUGCAUCAGUGUCACCAGAUACUUAGCUAUCGCCCAUCACCGCUUUUAUACAAAGAGGCUGACCUUUUGGACGUGUCUGGCUGUGAUCUGCAUGGUGUGGACUCUGUCUGUGGCCAUGGCAUUCCCCCCAGUUUUAGAUGUGGGCACUUAUUCAUUCAUUAGGGAGGAGGAUCAGUGCACCUUCCAACACCGCUCCUUCAGGGCUAAUGAUUCCUUAGGAUUUAUGCUGCUCCUUGCUCUCAUCCUCCUAGCCACACAGCUUGUCUACCUCAAGCUGAUAUUUUUUGUCCACGAUCGAAGGAAAAUGAAGCCAGUCCAGUUUGUAGCAGCAGUCAGCCAGAACUGGACUUUUCAUGGUCCUGGAGCCAGUGGCCAGGCAGCUGCCAAUUGGCUAGCAGGAUUUGGAAGGGGUCCCACGCCACCCACCUUGCUGGGCAUCAGGCAAAAUGCAAACACCACAGGCAGAAGAAGGCUGUUGGUCUUAGACGAGUUCAAAAUGGAGAAAAGGAUCAGCAGAAUGUUCUAUAUAAUGACUUUCCUCUUCCUAACCUUAUGGGGCCCCUACCUGGUGGCCUGUUAUUGGAGAGUUUUUGCAAGAGGGCCUGUAGUACCAGGGGGAUUUCUCACAGCCGCUGUCUGGAUGAGUUUUGCCCAAGCAGGAAUCAAUCCUUUUGUCUGCAUUUUCUCCAACAGGGAGCUGAGGCGCUGUUUCAGCACAACCCUUCUUUACUGCAGAAAAUCCAGGUUACCAAGGGAACCUUACUGUGUUAUAUGAGGGAGCAUCUGUAAAUCUUUAGCCUUGUGAAACACUUACCUUCUCUGCUAAGCAAUUGUGGCCUGUAGCCAUAUCUUGAGAAGAAAUUCAAGAAUGGGAUCAGCAGUUACAAGGAUUUGGGCAACAUUCUGCAGUCUUUGCAAUAGUUCACCUAUAAUCCUAUUUUAAAUCUCAGAGUGAUCCUGCUGACUGCUGGUGAAGGUUUGUAAUUAAGAAAGGACUGAACCACUGCCCUAAGUUUCUUUCUGUGGUUGAAAACUAGAUAAUGAAAGUAGCAGGUGCUAAGUAUCAGUGCUAAAUGCUGUGUAUAUCACUAUGUAUGAAAAAAAACAUCAAAAAAAACAAUUAGCAUUGGACAUCUUAAUAAAUUAAGUUGACAUGAGGUAAAUGUGUUGAUAAAAACUAAUUUUAGAAGUCUGAAGACUUUAAAACAUUUCAUACUAUUUUUGUUUUGCAAAGACUAAACUAUUUGGGGACUUAAAGUACUGUAAUACACUAAAGACGUGCCAUGAGUUAUUGGAAUAUCACACUUUAAAAAUCGCCUUGUAAGUUUUGGGGAGAUUCCAAAGCAGUUUAUUGGUUCCGAUUAGAGUUUAUCUUUUUUUUUUGUAUUAAAACAUUGUUAUUUCUAAAUACCACUUUCCUUACCUACUAGUGAAAUUGCUAGCAUUGAGCUGUAUUAUGUGGUUUCUGUUGAUUUAGUAUAAAGGUUUUCCAAUUCAUUUACAUUUUACAAAUGCUAGAUAUUGGUCUGGGAGGCAACAUUAAUGGUACCAGUCAGUCACAACUGAGCGGUUCUAAUAAUGCAGAAUAAACACAUGUUGCCUUAAAGGGUUAUCUAGUAUCCUUCAUAUUAUUUAGCAUUGGAGCAAAUAGGCAAGGGAUAUUGAAUCAGUAACUGGUCAUGGUCAUUCAUCUGGAAGUGCAUGGAAGAUCAUUUAAUACUCUUUUUUCCUUUUUCCUCACAUGGUUUGAAAAUUAAGGUGCACAUCAUUGGAAUAAUGAGAUUUUCUUCUGAGGUGUGCUACCCAUUCUAGUGUGUUCUAAGAAUCGGGCAGUGAUGUAUGUUUAUAUUUUAAGUCAGCUGUCAAGGGGAGACCACAGCCUUAGUAUGACAUCCUGCACAAUUUGUGAAGCAUUUAUUCUAUGGAAGGCACAGUCCUGUUUAUACUUUCUGCACAUUCAGUGUAUUGGUCGUUUAAAUUAUUUCAGUUUUAACUUGUGAAAGCUUAUAAUAUGAUUUCUGGUAUUUUAGAAAUACAUUAGAUUCUGUGAGUCUCAUUCUUUAAGAAACAGAUGUGUGAACUUCAAUAUAAAGUUGCAUUUGCCAAAAUUUAUCUGUGUAGCCUGUUAAUUUUCUUGGAAUAAAUUUUACAUUUUUGGCAUAUAACAAUCAGUUUAAAAAAAAACAAUCUGGGAGUCAAGCACAAAGUAGAAAGGCUAAUUUAUUAUGAUUUGGUUUUUUAGACUUGUGCACCUGCUUAAUUGAUUGGUUCAGAAUUUUAGUACAAUCAUCACACUUUAAUUUGAUACAUAGUAGAAAUCUUGGGUUCUUAAUAUAUCAUUGGUAAGGAGAAUGGUUUACAACAGCAUUUACAAAACCAGAGAAAGUUAUUAUAUUUGUUUAUUUUUCAUUGUUUUAUUUUAUUCAUUUUUUUAUUUGAAAAUGUGAGAUUAGGUAUUUAGUGAAAUAGAAUUUUUAUUGCUAUUAUGCCUCUUUAAACACAAUACCAACAAAAAUAAGAAAAAAGUAACUGAAUUGUUUCAAUGAUGUAUGUGACUAUUGAGUUUUGCUUUUAUAAGGACAGCUCAAGCCAUGAUUUAGUGAGCACUCUUGGCCUUAUUUUUACUUUAUGCCAAAGUUUAUUGAAUUUGAAACAAAUUUUAAUGCACAACAGAGAGAGUUUUAUCUAGCAAUAAAAUCUCCUUCUUGGUACUAAAAACAUUAUUUAAAACACAAUAAAGAAAAAUGUUAUCCAAAGAUGGUCUGAUAACAUGUUUCCAUCUUAAAAACAUUUACAGGAGAGACAUAAUUACAAUGAUUACCCUUAUGGAGAAUUCCAUGUAGAGGUUCAAAUAUCAUCAGCAAUUGGUAGAAAAGUCAAUCAUCUUGAAACAAGAGAGAACAAGUUUACCAAGACUCACCUGCACUACAUAGAUAAGAAAACUGAGGUGGGAAUUAGGAGUAGGAAGCCUGAGGAAUCAAGAGCAAACACAAACUUAGCUACUUAAAAAAAGAAAUUCAAACAGUUUGGGCAAGUGACCAGUCCUAGUGAGCAGUGAAUACAGCCGAACUGCAGUGAUUUCAUUUCGGCCUACUUCUUUCUAACUUGACUUUUGCAAGCCAAGGAGGAAUCAGUGGAUAAGACCCAUUCCUAGUUAUGAAUGCCAUUUGUAACUCAAUAAGUAAUGGUUGUAAUCAUACAAAACAAAAGUUGUCCUCAGUGUCUUUAUGACCAAAUUGCAUUGCCUAUUUUGGCACCCAUUAUAAUAUUUAAUAUUUAAAAACACUUGGUAACUAAUUUAACUUGAAAAUUUUACUGAUCUUCAACCCAUAAAAAUGCAUUCCCACCAGGGAAUCCAACUUCCCAGUGAGAAAGACUCAUUAUCAAUAAUAAUGUGUCCCUCUUGGAGUAAUUACACGUUGGAACUGAACAGUCUUUAAAUUGUUCUCCAUCAUAGUGGUGAUGUGCUUGCAUGAAUGUGUCUAUACUUUCUUAUCUGGUUCCCUUUGUGCACAAUGGAUUUAUUUGUGAGAUUCCUAGCUGUAAUUAGGCAUUCAGUCUUGACUCUGGAGUCUCAUGCAGAUAUUAACUAACACAGAAGGAGGUGAGUAACUUGCCCAGUUUCCCACACAGGCCCUAUUUAAAUAACACAAAAUUAAUCAUAGGGAUUAUAUUAAAAAUUAUUUGUAGCUAGGACAAUCUAUUAACUGCAUUAUCUUCUUCAGAUAUUAGCUGACUGAAUUUCAACACUGGCAUUUUCCAUAGACUUUAACUCAUUUGUUAUUGUUAACACAUGGAUAUGGCCACUUAUCCAUUUGUCUCUACUUCUAUGAAUGUCAUAUCUAUUGUUUACUCAUUUAUUCAUUUGUUCAGAAAAUAUGUGCUGGGCCUGGCCUUGGUGUUAUGGACACAGUGGAAAACAUGGCAGAACAGUUUCUCAUUGAGAUUUCUUAAUCUAAUGGGAAAGACACAACAGAUAUAUAAAAGCAAUGAAUUAUGACUAUUAAAAUAGUAAACAUUGUUAAAAUGGAACAGGUAUUAAUGACCAUAAAUUGACUGCUUUCCAUUUUUCCUCCAGUGUCUUUUCUUCUAUUUUGUUCAGCAUUUCUUGGGAUCUCCCACAUCAUACUCCCUCAACUCAGACUUACAACUAUAUUUUGGAACCAGUUUCCAUGUUGUUGAUUCUAUGUACAGAUUCUUAAUUAUUCAUGUCCACAAGAGAGAGAGUUCAAUUCCUUUCAGAGAUUUGGAGGUGAGUCUUUUGUUAUGCUCAGAUUUCCCUAAUGUUAGCAUGAGAAUCCUGCCUAGAGUGCAAUCAAACUGAGGACUUGUGUAUGUGCUUCGUAGGAUUCUUAGGGGACCUCCCCUAAUGCCCAAGCAAAGAUGGAAUUAUAUGUGAAGUGGGGUGCAUUAUUUUAUUAAUACAUUUGUCAACACCCCAUCUUUAUUGGGAAUAUGAAAAAAAACUGGAAUAUACUAUCAGUUGAAAAGUUGAUUUGGACUCCAACAUUUACUUCUAUUGCAAACACAAUGAAACAUAUUCAUAAUUACAUAGAUAUACAACUUUCUACUAAGCCAUGUAAUGAGUUGUGUUCCAUCUGGGGUUACCAUAGUAUAGUUGUGAACAGAACCAAGUUGACUCUUCUGUGUAUUCACCUCAGAUAAAUUUAAAUGGUUUCAUUCUCAUUUUAUUCCAUGUGUAUCAUAGGUUAUAUGUUUUAACAUAAAAAUACCUCCGCUUAUCUUAAUUCAUAUUAAGAAGAAAAGAAAGAAGCCAACAUGAUAGAUGGUCAUGUUUCAAAGAUUGGCUAAAGACAUUAUUAAUCGAGAUAGAUGGUUGCCAGACUUGUGGAUUAUUUAUGAUUCCCAAAUCUUGUGAAUUCAUUCAUUUUUCUAUGCAAAAUACAUUAUUUUUGUUUGUUAAUGUUCUCUUUUAAAUAUAUUGACUGGAAAUUUCAGCAUCUAAUAAGAGAAUUGUUUUUUUGCUGAA
Messenger RNA from Marmota monax (woodchuck), 6442 nucleotides. RefSeq names its product G protein-coupled receptor 85 (gene Gpr85). Gene Ontology annotation, cellular component: plasma membrane. The transcript has 3 exons. The coding region runs from base 1115 to 2227 and encodes 370 amino acids. Gene Ontology annotation, biological process: G protein-coupled receptor signaling pathway. The record is from RefSeq and is a predicted model, not a curated record. Lineage: Eukaryota; Metazoa; Chordata; Mammalia; Rodentia; Sciuridae. Gene Ontology annotation, molecular function: G protein-coupled receptor activity.